CUGUUGUACGCCAGCCGAAAGGAUAUCAGAAUCUUUAAUGCAAAUUCCAGAAAUGAAAGUAUAAUAAUUGAUGAUUUAAAUGACGCCAUUGCCGUGGAUUUUCUCUUCGCAGAAGGAAUUAUAUUUUGGGCUGAUGUUAAUUUGAAAAAAAUCAAACGAAUUCGCGUCUCCACAGGAGAAGUUGGAGAUGUUAUUUCAGUUAAUUUGAAAAAUCCUGAAGGACUCGCCGUAGAUUGGAUUGCAAGAAAACUGUAUUGGACCGAUGGUAGAGAUGCUGAAUGGGAAACAAAUAGAAUAGAGGUCGCAAAUUUAGAUGGAUCUUAUCGUAAAGUUCUCUUUUGGAAAGACUUGGGUCUUCCAAGGGCAAUUGCUGUCGAUCCGUUAUUGGGGUAA
This is a messenger RNA of Porites evermanni, 393 nucleotides long. The record is from the annotation of a GenBank genome assembly. NCBI's taxonomy places the organism in Eukaryota, Metazoa, Cnidaria, Anthozoa, Scleractinia, Poritidae.